AUGCUGAGUAAAGGUCUCACAGCUCUCGUCAUUGGGUCUUUGGCCUCUUGCAUCCAGGGAGCUCCUCUAAUCGGGACGUCCUUUGGGAUACCAGGAGACAAUGCGACCUAUGACUACGUUGUGAUCGGUGGUGGCAACGCUGGCCUAACGAUUGCCACUAGAUUGGUACAGCAGAACGCCGGAACAGUUGCAAUCAUUGAGGCCGGAACAUUCUAUGAGAUUAGCAACGGAAAUAUCAGCCAGAUUCCUGCUAAGGGUUCAUAUUUCUCUGGCAAGAACGCCAGUGACUAUCAACCCCAGAUCGAUUGGGGAUAUGCCACUACUCCGCAAAUUGGUGGCCUAAACCAGUCACUUCAUUAUGCUCGCGGCAAGACCUUGGGAGGUUGUACUGCUCGAAAUUUCAUGGUCUACCAACGUGGUACUGAAGGCUCUUACCAAAAUUGGGCGGAUGCCGUCGGAGACCAGAGCUAUGCCUGGCCAAACUUUUUCCCGUAUUUCAAAAAGAGCGUCAAUUUUACCGCUCCUCAAAUGAGCAUCCGGGCUGCCAACUCAACCCCUGAGUAUGACGCCGCCGCAGCUGGCGGCGACAUAGGGCCUCUUUCAGUGACGUAUCCAAACUACGCUCAAGCUUUCGGUAGUUGGGCUGUUGAGGGAUUCAAAGAAAUAGGGAUAUCUGUUAUCCAAGGUUUCUUGAGUGGCAAGCUCCUUGGUCAAUCCUGGUCUACGUUUACUUUGAAUGCCGACACAAUGCUUCGUGAUUCCUCUGAGACAUCAUUCCUUAGAGAAGGGCUUGAGUACGAUAAACUGAAAGUAUACCCCUUGCACCUAGCCAAAAAGAUUCUUUUUGAUAAAACCAAAAAGGCCACUGGCGUUCUCGUGGAGACUGAAGGUCACGAAUAUGUUCUCUCGGCUAACAAGGAGGUUAUUCUGAGCGCUGGAAUGAUUGGGUCCCCUCAGCUUCUUCUUGCCUCCGGAGUUGGCCCUGCACAUGCUCUGAAGUCACUGAAGAUUCCCGUUAUAGCUGACAGACCGGGUGUUGGUCAGGGCUUGCAAGACCACGCUUGGGUACAUAUCACAUACCGUGUCAAUGGAUUAACCAUUUCAUCUCUCCAAAACCCUGAAUUCGCUGCACAGGAGGCAAAACUCUUCAAUGAACAUGCUGAAGGGAUGUACACCAGUCCAAAUACUGACGUGUUGGCAUGGGAGAAGAUCCCCGAAGAGUUCCGGGCGCAGUGGAGCAGUGAGACGAAACGCGCUCUCGAUGCCUACCCCGCCGAUUGGCCCGAGGUUGAGUACAUCACCGUCCCUUCGUUCUUGGGUGAUCAACAGAACUCGAGAUCCCUCGGUCCCGAUGAUGGCUAUGACUAUGCCUCUCUAGCUUUCGUCCUGAUCACGCCGCGAUCUCGAGGAUCUAUCACCAUCACAUCGCCUGACACGAAGGUUGCUCCGCUGAUCAACCCUAAUUAUUUGACCGAACAAUCCGAUAUUGAUGUCUUGAUUGGAGCAUUCAAGCGCAUUCGUCAGUUCUGGGACACUCCAUCCAUGCAGAGUUUCGCUAUUGGUGACGAGUAUUGGCCCGGCAAAAACGUGACAUCCGAUGCUGAGAUUGAGCAUUUCAUACGCCAAAAUUUUAAUACCAUUUGGCAUGGAACUUCAACCUGCGCAAUGGGUCGUACUAAUGACACAAAUGCCGUUGUGGAUACAAAAACCAGAGUCAUUGGUGUCCGAGGCUUGCGGGUUGUUGAUGCAAGUGCUUUCCCACUUCUCCCUCCAGGACAUCCGAUGUCAACAGUUUAUGCCCUUGCUGAAAAGAUCGCUUGCGAUAUCUCUGGCAACUGCUGA
Messenger RNA from Talaromyces marneffei, 1842 nucleotides. RefSeq lists its product as uncharacterized. NCBI's taxonomy places the organism in Eukaryota, Fungi, Ascomycota, Eurotiomycetes, Eurotiales, Trichocomaceae. The record is from RefSeq and is a predicted model, not a curated record. Gene Ontology annotation, biological process: secondary metabolite biosynthetic process. Gene Ontology annotation, molecular function: oxidoreductase activity, acting on CH-OH group of donors; flavin adenine dinucleotide binding. The coding region runs from base 1 to 1842 and encodes 613 amino acids. The transcript is spliced from 3 exons.